GGCUGUUUAAUCCAAUAAAUUUUGUAAAACACAAAAAACAGAUUAAUUUCUUCAAUCAGACUUUUACCUAUUGAUAUUGAAAUUAGCCGGCUGAGCAGCAACAGAAAAAACGGAUUUCUGAGUUUAUAAGAGCGCGUUGGACGCGUUACAGCAGUCUGUCCGUCAGUGGCAGUGCUUAGCGCUCUACUCCCCGAACAGUUCACGAUUGUACAUACAUACUAAAGGACAAUUAUGAAUUUUUCUGUCGGUGGCGUGUUCUCAUUUUUUACGGUGACCAACAACUCUCUGCUGUUUGAAAACAGUCUACGAAAGCCAUGGAAGUAUGUGUCCAGCGUGCACUGUACGCAGACCUUGGAGUCAGAAAUGAAAACAGAAGAGGGCGGCGAUGCAAGAAAACAACCAUACUGGUGCCGAGCUACAUGGGACACCAUUCUCUGUUGGCCCUCCGUCCCCCCAGGACAGACAGUUUACAUGGAAUGUCCCCCCUACCCGGGCUUGGACCCAAACAAGAUGGCAUUUAGGCGAUGUGGCGAUACUUCGGUUUGGGAGGGACCGCAGCCCCUGGGGUACACAAACUACACGGACUGUUACACACCAGAGUCACGGAGGUUGAUGGCUAAAUUCUACGGAAAUAAAUCUGUAGAAGAUCGACAGUGGAUGAAGAAAAUUGUUGUUGGAACUCGAACUAUGGAAAUAAUAGGUCUCUGUGUCUCGCUUGUGUCGUGUGUGACGUCACUGUUCAUUUUCUGUUACUUCCGAACAUUACGGUGCCACAGAACAAGGAUCCAUCGGAACCUCUUGGUCUCUAUCAUAGUGCAAGUUAUCAUCCGACUGAUCCUUUACAUUGAUCAGUAUAUUGCCCGAGAAAAGCAAUCAGAUUAUCUCGCAGCCACCGGAAGUUACAUAGCUAUAUUCCAUACGCCGACGUUCUGCGAGACGAUCUACACGCUGCUGGAGUAUACGGAGUCGGUGCAGUUUAUGUGGAUGUUUGUGGAAGGAAUACACCUACACAACAUCAUAGCCGUGUCAUUCUUCUCAGGGAAACCCAACUACUUCGUCUACUAUGUCCUUGGCUGGGUUACCCCUAUACCCUUCACAGUGGCCUGGGUCGUUACGAUGCUCAAACUUCAUAAAAACAGCUGCUGGUUUCCGUAUUACUUUUUAAAUGAAUACUGGAUUAUAGAGGCCCCGAGAGUCACCGUCAUAGGGGUAAAUCUUCUCUUUUUGCUCAACAUUAUUCGUGUCCUGGUGCACAAACUACGCAAAACUCGCACGUUAGAGCCACAAUUUACAAAAGUCAGGAAAGCUGUGAAGGCGGCCAUUGUUUUACUUCCUCUGCUGGGAAUCACGAACAUUGUAAACCUUAUAGAUCCGCCAACCAAUAGUGUUGUACAGUUCGGACUGUGGUCUUAUUCCACGUACUUCUUCGUAUCAUUCCAAGGAUUCUUUAUCUCUCUGCUAUACUGCUACACAAACGGCGAGGUUCGGACAGAACUGAGGAAACAAUGGAGUAACUAUUUAGAGAGUAAAUCCUGCUCUACGUCGUACAAGAAUCGACGAUCGUGUUCUAUGGUUACCAGCACGUUUGAUCUUUCAGUAAACCAGCGCAAAAGAAUCAGAGGUGCUCCGAAAACUACAGAGAUGUUCCAGAAAUGUACAAUAGAGGGCACAAUGAAGACUGCCGAGAUGUUCCAGAAAUGUACAAUAGAGGGUACGAUGAAGACUGCCGAGAUGUUCCAGAAAUGUACAAUAGAGGAAAUGUACAAUAGAGGGUGCGAUGAAGAUUGCCGAGAUGUUCCAGAAAUGUACAUUAUAGAGGGCACGAUGAAGACUGCCGAGAUGUUCCAGAAAUGUACAAUAGAGGGUGCGAUGAAGACUGCCGAGAUGUUCCAGAAAUGUACAUUAUAG
Ostrea edulis (European flat oyster) is the source of this 1908-nucleotide messenger RNA. RefSeq names its product PDF receptor-like. The coding region runs from base 232 to 1908 and encodes 558 amino acids. Gene Ontology annotation, molecular function: G protein-coupled peptide receptor activity. Gene Ontology annotation, biological process: cell surface receptor signaling pathway; adenylate cyclase-modulating G protein-coupled receptor signaling pathway. NCBI's taxonomy places the organism in Eukaryota, Metazoa, Mollusca, Bivalvia, Ostreida, Ostreidae. Gene Ontology annotation, cellular component: plasma membrane. The record is from RefSeq and is a predicted model, not a curated record. The transcript is spliced from 14 exons.